Molecule: messenger RNA, 1164 nt
Organism: Auanema sp. JU1783
Lineage: Eukaryota; Metazoa; Nematoda; Chromadorea; Rhabditida; Rhabditidae
Source: the annotation of a GenBank genome assembly
AUGGGUAAUGAACAUGGAAAACCGCAUAAACACGCUGAAGCAGGACACGCUCCUGCUGCUCAUGUUGAUCAGAGAGUCGUAUCUGCCUAUGAAACAAUGAAAAGCAAUGGAGAAAUGAAUUAUUCCAAUUUUGUGGGGAUGUUCGGAGAAGAUUUGGCUGAAAGUUUAUGGGCUUUCUUCACAGAACAGCGAGAUUCUACAAAAAUUAACAAGGAAGGAACUUUGGACAGAGAACAAUUCAAUAAGCAUGCUAUUCGUCUAAUGGGAUCUUCUCAUGAUAUUUACGUUUCCAUUUGCCAACCUGUACAUCAUCUAAUCAAAGUUUGCUCGGAAAGUGCCGGGGCUAUUGCAGUUGAAGGUGAUCAGCAUUUCAUCAAGUUAUUAGCUGAACAAGUAACUAAGCACGGAGCAACAGAGAAAGAAAUCAUAACAUGGUAUAAGCAAGAAAUCCCCAAAUUAGGAGAAUACGUCCAAGCAAAAGUUCUUCACAAGUUUUUGAAUUACGAUUUGGCGCUUCCCGAUCUUUCAUCCGAUUUGCUCAGUCCAAUACAGAUGUGGUAUGUUCAAGCAGUCUUGCCAUCUAUAUAUUUUCCCGAUACGGACAAGCCAGGUCAAAAGCUCAAACAAUGGACGCCGUUAUACAAUUCAGCCACUCAAGGUGUCAGCGUGAAUAGAUUCGAAGCAAAUGUUUUUGACUACAGAGGACCGACUGUUUCUUUCUUUCAGCUAGUAACAGGGGAAGUCGUUGUAAUUGCCACCGAUCAAGAAUGGAGAAAUAGCGGAUCAAGAUUUGGUGGACCUUCAACAAUAUAUUUACAAAUAUAUCCCACCUUAUUGAAAAUAGAAGAAUCAUCCUCAAUCUAUUGUAACUUCAAAAUUCGAUCUGCUGCAUUCGGACUGUCAUUCAAAAAUAUUUUCACCCUUGACAAAGAUAUGUCUCAGUUACGCGCAGUUGAGGUAUGGGGCUGUGCCGCUGCAAGCACAAAGAUUGACCAGCAAAGGUUGAAGGAUUGGCAAGGAAAGCAAGCAGAGAAGCACAAGAAGGUACCAUUACCUGGUAACUGGGAUGACAAUCCCGAUAAAACCCUUCUGGAAAUGGCAGGUUUCCAGUUUUCAAACGAACGUAAGCUCAUGGAGGAAGCUGAGCGUAAAAUGGAACGUUGA